Molecule: messenger RNA, 616 nt
Organism: Leptinotarsa decemlineata (Colorado potato beetle)
Lineage: Eukaryota; Metazoa; Arthropoda; Insecta; Coleoptera; Chrysomelidae
Product: tetraspanin-1
Cellular component (GO): plasma membrane
Source: RefSeq, a predicted model, not a curated record
AUGGCUGGAGCGAUAGCGUUCGGCGGGGCGGCCGCCAGGACCGUCCUCUUCGACUACCGCCGAUCUCUGAUCCCCUCGCUAACUCUCUACCAGCCCUCGUUCCUGUACGUGUACCUCGCUCUGGCGACUCAAGGGGGCGCCCUCCAGCUGCUCGGCUGCAUGGCGGCGCUCCGCCUCUCCGAGAAGUUGCUCAACGCUUACUGGCUGCUGCUGCUCGUACUGCUCUUCGGCGACGUCGUGCUUGGCGCCUUCUGGGCCUUCCGCUUCGAGAGGAUCUGCCUCGAGCUAAAGCCGGCCCUACGUAUCAGGUUCCAUCAAGAGUUCGGCACCGACGACGAUUUCACGGAGGUGUGGAACAGGUUAGUCGCUGGCGUCCUUUUGAAAAUAUUUUUACAAAAGCAUCACAAAAAUAUUCAUUCACCUUACCUCCAGAAUUGUGCACAAUACUUUACUUCCAAACCGUGAUGCAUAUCUCAGAAUAAAUCGAAAGCAAACACUGUUUCCAAACACCAGAACUGCGACUCGCUCAAGUAUAAUUAAAUAUCAAACAUUCAGGAUAGAAGAUUUUUGAUUGAUCUUCAAUGACAAAAUCGUACUGGCCAUCAUUUGAUAUUAC